AUGUCGCAAUCUCAUCGCCUUCCCCCGAAGCCACUGCCUUUGAAGGUUGAUUCCAAAAAUGGAGGAGACCGACCGAAUUACAUCAUUUUCAUGCCGGAUCAGUUGAGAUAUGACUCUCUCGGCUGUACAACUGGUCCCGAAUCUGAGAUUAGGACCCCGAAUAUCGAUGCAUUCGCUGCAAGAGGAAGUCUUUUCACCAAUUGCUUUACGCAAGCUUCUGUGUGCUCUCAAUCGAGAUGUAGUAUGUUCACUGGAACGUACCCUCACGUCAGUGGUCAUCGGAGUCUUGAAAACCUCAUCAAGCCUUGGGAACCGAAUAUCUUUAGGAGUUUGAAAGAGUCGGGAUAUCAUGUUGCGUGUCUUGCACCUCGAGGCGACACUUUUGCACCAACUGUUACGGAGCUGAGUCUCAGUGAAUACGGGUUCCUUGAAACACCAGAAUUUACACCAAAGUUUGCUGGUGGCGGACGAGAGGUUGAUGAGAGUAUUUGGGGGAGAUUGUUCUACCGUGGAUUGAGAGAUGCGGACAAGGCUUUGGAUUAUGAUGAAGCUGUUGUGAGAUCGGCUUUGACGUGGUUGGAUUGUCCUCCUACGGAUAAGCCAUGGGUUCUUUUCAUGCCUCUCAUCUUCCCUCACUGUCCGUUCCAAGUUGAAGAACCGUAUUUUUCUAUGUAUGAUCGCUCCAAAGUCUCCAGUGUUGAGGCGACGGUCGAUAAGAAGACUGGAUACGAACCGCGGUAUAUGAAGUCGAUUCGAGAAAAAUACGGCACUCGUCGCGCGACGGAUGAGAUUUGGAAGGAGAUCAAGGCAACUUAUUAUGGUAUGAUCUCUCGACUGGAUGAUCAGUUCGGUCGAGUUCUCAAGAAAGUGGAUGAUCUUGGGCUCUGGAAGGAUACUGUCACUAUGUUCUUCACUGAUCAUGGCGAAUAUCUCGGUGAUCAUGGACUCAUUGAGAAGUGGCCUUCAGGCCUUUCAGAGACACUAGUCCACGAACCUCUCAUCAUUGGAGGUGCGGGACUGCCAGAAGGAAAGAAGGUCGAUGCCAUGACCGAAAUGGUUGAUCUAGUACCCACGAUGCUAGAGACAUCAGGGAUCGGAGAGUCAUUCGCUCAUAAUGGCCUGUCAUGGAUCCCUCUUCUAUGUGGCGAUGCCAAAAAGCACAAGCAGUAUUCCUUCUCUGAAGGUGGCUUCCUCACAUCCGAAGAACCAAUCCUCGAGCAAGCGCCUUAUCCCUACGAUCUCAAAGCCGGACUUCAACACGAAGACACGACUCUCGUCGGAAAGGCCAUCUCACUGCGAGACGAGAACUGGACUUAUGUGUACCGACUGUACGAACCGGCCGAGCUGUAUCAUCGACAUGACGAUCCUCAUGAGCUUCACAAUCUGGCUCAAGACCCUGAUCAUAAGGAGUUGGCGGAUAAAUAUGAGAAGGCUACGCUGAAGUGGCUUUUGGAGGGUGCUGAUGUCAUGCCUUGGACUAAGGAUCCGAGAUUUCCAGAGGUCAAGCUUAAGAGUCCGAGGGAGCAGAUGGAAGAGAGGUUGAAGCAGGUCAAGAGUGAUUGA
Fusarium redolens is the source of this 1563-nucleotide messenger RNA. RefSeq names its product alkaline-phosphatase-like protein. The record is from RefSeq and is a predicted model, not a curated record. The coding region runs from base 1 to 1563 and encodes 520 amino acids. The transcript has a single exon. Gene Ontology annotation, molecular function: iduronate-2-sulfatase activity. Lineage: Eukaryota; Fungi; Ascomycota; Sordariomycetes; Hypocreales; Nectriaceae.